Lichtheimia ornata is the source of this 1215-nucleotide messenger RNA. RefSeq lists its product as uncharacterized. The coding region runs from base 1 to 1215 and encodes 404 amino acids. Lineage: Eukaryota; Fungi; Mucoromycota; Mucoromycetes; Mucorales; Lichtheimiaceae. The transcript has 9 exons. Gene Ontology annotation, molecular function: protein binding; nucleosome binding. Gene Ontology annotation, cellular component: ESC/E(Z) complex. The record is from RefSeq and is a predicted model, not a curated record. Gene Ontology annotation, biological process: negative regulation of transcription by RNA polymerase II.
AUGGUCAGCGUAAAGAGACGCCUUUCUACCGACGAAUCAGAAGGAUCGAGUAACAACAAGGUCGCCAAAACCGAUGAACUCUCACGAGAGCAACGUCAAGAGCGUGUCUUCGCCAACAUGCGACUUCGACGCAUCAUUAAGGAGAAUCACGCCAGCACCAUUCACCAACUUGCCUUUUUCUUCAACAACAAAAACUUCUCCGGUCCCGUGGGCAUCGACUUGCAAAAGACCUUUGACAAGCGAGGAUCGGUUCAGCGAGAUCAAACUGACACGAGCAAUGUCCUUGCUUCUGUGGGUGGUUGUCAGAUGAGCGUAUACGACAAUGAACACUGUGGCGACCAUUUGGAUAUCAUGUCCAACUUUGACCUUUCUCUACAACAAGACGGCGAGGUGAAAAGGGAAUUGCAUACGUUCUGCUGGCUAUAUCGAGAAAACGACGCAUGGUUAGCAGCUGCUGGUACCGAUAGCCAAAUCCAUAUCGUCAGCUUGGCCUUAUCACAAGAGAUGGUGAUUCUUGAAGGACAUGCGAAAACCAUCCAUGAUCUUCAGCCCCAUCCACAACGGGAUAAUUACAUCUUGUCGACAUCCAAAGAUGGUACGAUGCGAUUAUGGGACGUGGAUAAGAAGAAAUGCCUUGCUAUUUUUGAAGCGGAUGCCACAGUAACGUGCUUUUCUCCUUCAGGCAACACAUUUAUCUCGGGAACAUCGCGUGGUGAGCUUCGCCAGUGGACUAUCCCUGAUGGCUUGGACGAGCAUGAUGAGCCUAUCCGCGUGCAAAAGAAACAAUCAAAGCUAUACAAAAAGUUCCAUGGUGACAACUAUAUCGAUUGCAUUCGCUAUGCAAAUGGUCACGUCAUUUCAAAAUCAAGCAAUGGUCGUAUUGAGAUAUGGGAAGCUGAUACAGAAAAGCAUAUUCGAUCCAUUAGGAUACGAACCGGCGAGUGCUGUUCACGAUUCGAUGUGAGCUUGGACGAGAAUUACCUCUGCGUUGGAAAUAGCUCAGGAUCUGUAUUUGUAUAUAACCUUCAUACGGGCAAGUUAAUCACUGAAUUAUCACAUCGGCGCUCCAACAAGGCGGUGCGAUGCUGCACGUUCACACGUGAUUGCCGUCAAAUUCUUGUUGGAGGUGAGGAAGGGUUCAUGCUGCGGUACGAUUACAUCGACGAUGCUACUUUGGAAGAAUGGGCAAAUUGGAGAAAGCCGGAUAACUCUUAA